Messenger RNA from Dreissena polymorpha, 894 nucleotides. Its product is annotated as putative nuclease HARBI1. The record is from RefSeq and is a predicted model, not a curated record. The coding region runs from base 12 to 650 and encodes 212 amino acids. The transcript is spliced from 5 exons. Lineage: Eukaryota; Metazoa; Mollusca; Bivalvia; Myida; Dreissenidae.
UGCUGGCGCGAAUGGGCGUGCAUCGGAUAAAAUUUCCAAGAUUACUUGGCGACACAAAGGCCAAGUUUUAUUCCAUUGCAGGUUUUCCAAAUGUUAUUGGUGUCAUAGACUGCACCCAUGUGAAAGUUCUGGCACCAAGAGAAUAUGAGGCUGACUACGUAAAUCGCAAAGGCUACCAUUCACUCGAUGUACAGAUGGUGUGCGAUUCUGGCUAUCGUUUUCUGAACGUGGUGGCAAAGUGGCCAGGAAGUGUGCAUGAUGCCAGGAUAUUUAGAAAUUCCUUACUUUGUCAGCAUUUAGAAAACGGAACUCUUGAUGGAUGUAUCUUGGGUGACAGUGGGUACCCCAGUAGACGUUAUCUGAUGACCCCUUACUUACAAACAAGGAACAGGGCACAGGAAAGAUACAACCGAUCACUACUGAGGACCAGGGUUAUUGUGGAGCAGGCAUUUGGCGUUUUGAAACGUCGCUUUGCUUGCUUGGCGUAUGGCCUGCGAUGCCACCCUGGAAGAUGCUGUAGCAUUAUCAUUGCUACUGUAUUCUUACACAAUUAUGGACUUGACUGUGGUGACAUCUUGGAACCCAAUCAGGAUAUGGAUGUAAAUCAACCCCCCAACAUUGUUCAUCAAGAAAACAACAAUGGAAUUUAAUACAGGGAUAUAUUUGCUGAACGUUAUUUUUCUUAAAAGUUUUCCUUGCAUGUAUAUACAUAUGUGUCGCGUUCUGAAAAAAACUGGGCAUAAUGCAUGUACAUAAAGUGUUGUCCCAGAUUAGCCUGUGCAGUCGGCACACGCUAAUCUGGGACAACACUUUACGCAUAUGCAUUAUGCCCAGUUUUCUCAGAACGCAACUCAUAUACAGACAGGAAAUGUUUAUGACACAGGUAUGCCCCCC